Messenger RNA from Wickerhamiella sorbophila, 759 nucleotides. RefSeq names its product Transcription initiation factor TFIID subunit 14. The record is from RefSeq and is a predicted model, not a curated record. Gene Ontology annotation, biological process: chromatin remodeling; regulation of transcription by RNA polymerase II. NCBI's taxonomy places the organism in Eukaryota, Fungi, Ascomycota, Dipodascomycetes, Dipodascales, Trichomonascaceae. Gene Ontology annotation, molecular function: histone binding. The transcript has a single exon. Gene Ontology annotation, cellular component: NuA4 histone acetyltransferase complex; Swr1 complex. Bases 1 to 759 code for a protein of 252 amino acids.
AUGGAAACCAUUAAAAGGACUAUUCGCAUCACAACCCGGCAGAAUAUUCUCGAGGACCUACCUCCUGCCCAGGAAGGAUUUCCCAUGCGGAAAUGGAGCAUCGAGGUGCACGCCCUUGGCCCUGAUGGAGAAGAGCUGCCGGCCGUGAUGUUCGACAAGUGUACCUACAAGUUGCACCCAACUUUUGUGAACCCAACCCGCGUGGUUAAGACCCCGCCAUUCCGUAUCGAGGAGCAGGGAUGGGGUGAGUUUGAUCUGAGCGUUACACUACACACUAUUGGCGGCGGCGACAGCGUUUUAGCCCAUGACCUGAACUUUAGCCAAAACGUCUAUACCGUCGAUCACGAAAUCUCUUUCCCUACUUCCCGUCCUACUUUAUUGUCUCUGCUUGCACAGAGUGGGAGCGUGCCUGAAGUUCCCAGCGGACCUGUUGCUGGCAACACCGCACCGUCAAAGACGCCCGAGCCAGUGCUCGGUGACAAGCGGCCCGUCGAGAAUGAUGAAAAGCCUCGAGCCAAGAAGCCCAAGGUUGUUGAGAAGGGUUCGGUGGAUUUGGAAAAGCUGGCUUUGGGACUCGAAAAACUCAGCGAGGAGGAUGUGCUUGGAAUUGUUCAGCUUGUGAUUGACAAUAAAACCAACGAUAUGUACAUCAAAAAUGACGCCGACUCAGGUGAGUUCCAUAUGGAUCUGUACACCAUCCCUGAUCGCCUGCUCAAGAGUAUGUGGGAAUAUGUCAAGAAGCGGGUCGAUAGCUUGUAA